AGAAAAAAUAAAAAAAAUCCCACCUCGCCAGAAAAAGUCAAUCGGAGUCCUCUCCCCCGUUGGCGUCAACCCCGCCGUACGCCCGCACUCUCUUCUCACGCGGCCUAAGCAACCUCCUCAUCCCCCUCCUCCUCAAAUCCACCGCCCGAACCCCGGCUCAGCCUCCCCUCCUUGCUCCUCCUCCUCCUCCCCAGACCCGGAGGCCAUGGGCGGCUCGUCCUCCAGCCGCCGCCGCCGGGACGACUACUACCCGCCCCCGCCGCCGCCCCUCCACCACUACUCCAACUACCCGCCGCCCCCACCUCCGCCGCCGCACCACCCCCAUCACCCCCACCACCCGCCUCCCCCGCCGCCUCACCACCACCCCCACCCCCACCACCCGCCUCCCCCGCCGCCGCCGCACCACGGGCCCUCCUCGUCCGCCGCGGCCUACUACUACCACCACCACCACCCGCCGCCCCCGCACGCGUACCACGGCCCAUGGCACCCCGCGCCCCAGCCGCCGCCGUCGCAGAUCCCCGCCCUCACGGGCCCCCCGCCCGAGUUCGUCGGCCACCAGCAGGCCCUCAAGGUGAAGAACGACAUCAACCUGCGCAAGGACACCAUCCGCCUCGUGCCCGACGCCGGGGACCCUGACCGCCGCCUCGUCUCCUUCACCUUCGACGCGGUCACCGACGGCAGUUUAGUUAUACAUUACUUUGCCAAGGAAGGAAAAGACUGCAAUUUUUCUUCAGUGUAUCCAGACCUGCAGACACCAACAAAGAUACCUUUCCAAAAAGGAUUGGCUCAAAAUUAUGUCCAGCCCUCUGGGUCUGGUAUUGAUCUGGGAUUCUUUUCUCUGGAUGAGCUUUCAAAUCCUUCAGAGGAAGUAUACCCACUGGUAGUUUAUGCAGAAGCUUCACCAUCUCCAGAGGAAGGUGAUCAGACAGUAAACUCCACACGGGCACAAAUUACACUUGCUGUUAUAGAGAAACAUAAUGAUGAUCUUCAAGUCAAAGUUGUCAAGCAAAUAUUGUGGAUUAAGGGUGUGCGCUAUGAACUGAAAGAAAUAUAUGGGAUUGUCAACUCCACGGAAGCUGAUGUUCCUGAUGCUGAUGAUGAUGGCAUGGGGAAAGAAUGUGUUAUCUGCUUGACAGAGCCAAGGGACACUGCUGUUUUUCCGUGCAGGCAUUUGUGUAUGUGCAGUGAAUGUGCACAAGCUCUAAGGCUCCAGUCAAAUAAAUGCCCCAUAUGCAGACAGCCUGUUGAGAAACUAAUGGAGAUCAAAGUGAGGAGUGCUGAGCCAUAAGGAAGACUAUGCUGCUUGCUCCACAUGUCGAGGAUGUGUGAAUAAAAGCUGAAGUGAUGGUGUAUGGGGCUUGAUCAGCCCCCGAAGUUUCUUUUUGUUUCUGGUUAGCGGGCAGAGUCUUUGGAGAAUGGCGAAUAUGAAUUGUACAGUACAACUGUAAAGCCGUGGCCGAUAUUGGGCAUACCCAAACAUGUAAAAAGCGUCUAAGCUUGUGAAUCCGUGUACAUAUUUGGUUGCUGCUAGUAUUUGUGUGAGGCACAACCUGUUUUGAGAAGAAAGGACAUGCACUUUUAUUUA
Hordeum vulgare subsp. vulgare (domesticated barley) is the source of this 1585-nucleotide messenger RNA. Its product is annotated as probable E3 ubiquitin-protein ligase LUL4. The transcript has 4 exons. Gene Ontology annotation, biological process: protein ubiquitination. Lineage: Eukaryota; Viridiplantae; Streptophyta; Magnoliopsida; Poales; Poaceae. The coding region runs from base 206 to 1288 and encodes 360 amino acids. The record is from RefSeq and is a predicted model, not a curated record. Gene Ontology annotation, molecular function: ubiquitin protein ligase activity.